AUGUUCUUGUACAAAGAAUUUCCAUCUUUCCUCAUUGUGGACAUAAGAUGGUUCUUACAUUUUCUGGAUGAUAAUGCUCAAGGGGCUGAGCAGUUUGCAAUUUGUGCCAUAACUUCAGAUGUGCAAACACGAGCAGAAAAAGACAAUCCAGUUAGGCCAGGACCACCAGGUGCUGGGGCUCCAACAAUCCGCAGAUUUUUACUAGAUUUUUAUAGAAAUUUUAAGACUGAUCAAGGAAAGAAAAGAAAUCUUCAUGAAGAUAUUCAAGUUCUUAGAAGAGCAUUGGAUAAGCUAAAGAUCUUAAGGGAGGAUGUAGAAACAAGAAUAGAUGAAGGGCUUCACAUGGGAAAAAUAGCAAAGAGAGAAGUGAAGAUUUGGCUCAAACAGGUGCAAGCAAUCAACAAUGAAGCACAAAUUGUUGAACAAGACCUAGAGGCUAUGUCAUAUUUCUCAUGCAAGCGCCUCAGUGAACUUGUUGGCCGAAAGAUUCAAGCAGUAGAGGAAACUUAUCAGCAAGGUAGUUUUGUUCAAGGUCUAUUCACUGAUAAACCUAGCACCAGUGAAGCGACAUUGCCAACAAUGAAGCUAGGAGGUGAACCAACAGUUAAAGAAACAAUCUGGGGAUUCUUGAUGGGUGAUGAAGUUGGAAUGAUUGGAGUCUGUGGGAUAGGGGGAAUUGGGAAAACCACCAUAAUGAUGCAUAUUAAAAUUCAACUGUUGAAGGAGAACAAGUUUGAUAAAGUUCUAUGGGUUACCAUGUCUAGAAAAUUAAAUGUUGUCAAAUUACAGCAUGACAUCGCAUCUGCUAUGCGAAAACGUCUUCCACAAGAUGAGGAUAUAUCAAAGAGGGCAGCAGCAUUAUUGACAAUUUUGGGAAGAGUGAGAUAUGUGCUGAUUAUAGAUGAUGUCCACGAAAAUUUUUCCCUUAAGGACAUUGGAAUCCCUCAACCAGCACAUAGCAGAAGCAAAUUAGUACUAGUAAGUAGAUCUGUUGAAGUAUGUCAAUCUAUGGGAUGUGAGGUAGUCAAGGUGCAGCCUCUUUCAAAGGAGGAAUCAUUGGACUUGUUCUUAGAUAAGGUGGGACAUGGCAUACUGCUAGCCCCAACCUUAGAAAAACUUGUGAAGCAUGUUGUUGAGCAUUUUUCUGGCUUACCUCUUUCUAUUAUCACAAUUGCUAGUAGUAUGAAGGGAGUAGAUGAUGUUUGUGACUGGAGAAAUCUACUCAGAGAAUUAUGUGCAUGUUCAAGACGUGCGAAAGACAUGCAGACUCUGAUGCUUAAUCAUUUGAAUUUUAGUUUCAAUAGCUUGAAAGAUCCAAACAUACAAAAAUGUGUCUUAUAUUGUGCUUUAUACCCUGAAGAUUGCAGAAUUUCUAGGAAUGAGUUAAUAGAGUAUUGGAUGGCUGAGGGGCUUAUUGAUGAGUUGGGAAGUAGAAGAACAAUGUAUGAAAAAGGUCACACUAUUAUCAAUAGACUUGAGGAGAUUUGUUUAUUAGAUAGGGCUGAUGAUGGAGAAACUGUGAUAAUGGCUGAUGUUGUGAGAGAUAUGCUGUUGCUUUCCAAAGAUUUUUGUCCUCGGCUCAUGGUGAAGGCUGGCAUGCAAUUGAAGGAGGUACCAAUUGAGCAAGAAUGGAAAGAGGAGCUUGAGAUGGUUUCCUUGAUGAAUAAUACAAUUUCAGAGAUUCCUCCCAAGAUGUCGCCAAAAUGUCAAAUUCUUUCAACGUUGCUGUUGCAAGGAAAUCAUACUUUGAAGAAAAUUCCAGAAACUUUCUUUCAGCAGAUGCAGCAACUCAAGACUCUAAAUCUUUCCGAUACUGGUAUUGUUGGCCUUCCUUGUUCUGUGUCUAGUUUAGAAAACCUCACUGCAUUACUGCUUUAUGGAUGUGACAAGCUUACCCAUAUGCCUUCAUUGGCAAAGCUUAGGGCAUUGAAGAAGUUAGAUCUUCAUGGUACAUGGAUCAGGGAGGUUCCUCAUGGUAUGGAAAUGUUGAUAAAUCUCAGAUACCUUGAUUUACAUAUAUGGGGUUUGAAAGAGCUACCAAAGGGAAUACUACCUAAGUUUUCACAUCUCCAGUACUUCGUACUCAUUGGUUGUUUAAGAGGAGAAGAUGCAGUUGGAUUGAGGAAGUUGGAGACUUUUUCAGGUGGAUUCUACGAGAUUAAAGACUUCAAUAAAUAUGUGUGUUCCGUAAAGGCUGAAUUUCCUACUUAUUACCAGCUUGUAGUUGGACAAGUUCCAGGACCUCAUAGGGGAAUUAGUAAAUAUUACAAAGAUGUGAUUUUAAAAGACUGCAACAUAGGAGGAGAAGAUCCUGUUGUGCUCCCAAAGGACCUUCAACUUCUGUGGAUUGAAUGCUGCUACGGCGUGAAGAGCUUAACUGAUAUUUCUUUGUUUCAAGAAGAAACCAGUUUGAGCAUCUGUCAUAUUUGGUCAUGUCAAGAGAUAGAGUGCGUGCUUGACUUAUCCUCCUCAACCUCAUCGUACUCCCCACUUCAGAAACUUGAGAAGCUAGAGCUUCUGAGUUUGUGUAACUUGUGUAUACUUGUGAAAGUCAAGAGGGCAGCAGCUGCACCUGCGUUGCUUGAACCUCCAGCUCCUGGCAUCUUUUUCUGUCUUAAGAUAUUUAGUAUAAGUCAAUGUAAUGGUAUCAAGAAGUUGUUUCCAUCUGGUUUGUUGAAGGAUCUCCAAAAUCUAGAGGAGAUACUGGUUGUUUCUUGCGAACAAGUGGAGGAAAUAAUAGCAUCAGAAGAAGAGGAAGAGAAUCACAAGGCAGAAGGAAGUAAUGCAACCAUAACAUUUGCUCUUCCCAACUUAAGGCAAUUGUCGUUUUUUGAGUUACCAAAAUUGGAGAGAAUCUGUUGUGAAAAGGGAGUCAUGGUUUGUGCUUCUCUUCAGAAUAUUGAAAUACGGAAAUGUAGGAACCUGAAGAGGAUCCCUCUGCAUCUACCCUUGCUAGACAAUGGCCAGCUAUAUCUUCCUCCUUCUCUCAAACUAAUUGAGGUAUCUCCAAAAAGAUGGCGGGAAUCAUUGAAGUGGGAUCAUCCCAACGCUAAGAACGUCUUUUUACCUCUCUGUCAAUUCAUUGAAGAAAUUCCAUCACCAAAACCAAUUUCCCCAACAAUGUUAAUGCAUUAAGGGCAAUGGUGUUUCAUCAAUCAGCUAAAAAGAGGAACUUUAUGUGUACUGUUCUCCAGCCAUGUGAAUUCAUUUCUCCAAGCCCUGGUUCAAAGGUUCUCUAAAUCACCAGGCUCUCUUCAAUCCAUCUUUUGGGAAGAACUUCAAUCAAUGCUUGUUCAUUUCUGUAAUUUA
This is a messenger RNA of Theobroma umbraticum, 3309 nucleotides long. The record is from RefSeq and is a predicted model, not a curated record. Lineage: Eukaryota; Viridiplantae; Streptophyta; Magnoliopsida; Malvales; Malvaceae.